This is a messenger RNA of Pangasianodon hypophthalmus (striped catfish), 4216 nucleotides long. RefSeq names its product guanine nucleotide-binding protein G(s) subunit alpha. Gene Ontology annotation, biological process: adenylate cyclase-activating dopamine receptor signaling pathway; sensory perception of chemical stimulus. The transcript has 13 exons. The record is from RefSeq and is a predicted model, not a curated record. Gene Ontology annotation, molecular function: beta-2 adrenergic receptor binding; D1 dopamine receptor binding; insulin-like growth factor receptor binding. NCBI's taxonomy places the organism in Eukaryota, Metazoa, Chordata, Actinopteri, Siluriformes, Pangasiidae. Gene Ontology annotation, cellular component: heterotrimeric G-protein complex. The coding region runs from base 1385 to 2566 and encodes 393 amino acids.
GGAGGGUCAUGUGAUCUGCUCCGUUCCCAGGGUUCCGUGAGAGCCUAUUUGCCCCACCCCAACCUCUUCAGUGCUGGCUAAGAUUGCUUUGCCCUGCUCUCGGAUAGAGACAGGAGGGGGAAGAAUUUAACGUUAAAAAAAAUAAAUAAAUAAAGCCGUUUAUGGGUCGCGUUCACGCAUCCAGCAGUUCGCCGAGGGACUCGCGCAACCAACGUGGAGGAAUGUGAGCGCGCGCGGGGCUCAGUCUCACCGGCCUUCUGCACGUGCGCGAGAAGGUGCAGCUCUCGGAACGCUGAACCCGAAGCUGAGGCUGUCAGCGCCGAGCUUCAGCAGCCGCGAGAUAUGUGGAAAAGCCCAUCGAUUUCUCUCAUUUGGUCGUUUUAGCGAGUUGGGAUUGUACCCGCUACUGUUUUGGGUUUGUUUUUGUUCGGUUGAGGGGAGCCUCGAAGCGAAAGGACGGACGUACGCUGAAUCUCAGGAGAAGCUAAACUAACGAAGGCCCCUUGGAUUGGAGAGAGAGAGAGAGAGAGAGAGAGAGAGAGAAGGGGGGGUGGCAGCAGCCAUCGCAGCAGAAACGGGCGAAAUGAAGAAAAAUUGAGUUUAUUUCGCUAGACAAACGCGAAAACACGGAUGUACGUGUGCUACAAAACACGGGAGCUGUUUUGACAUUUUCGGUUUCUGCCUGGGAAGCGAACACCACGAAAGAAAGCCCCAUAGUUGUAGCUGAAAUAAUUUUCGCUGGUCUUGCUAGCCAGCUAGCUAGGCUACACGGCUGCCUCUGCGCGGAUCAGGGCUACAAGUAGGAAACGAGGGCCUUGUUAUGCUGAAAUGGUUCAGAUCAAACGAGACCCGUGUGUGUGUGUUUCUGAGAGUUCCAGCAAAUCGAAGCGAGCUGUUUUUUUCAGCCAGUGCGUCGGCUAAAUCCGUUUCGUGACAUGAACUCGCCUUUUCUUCAGCUCUUCGCUGGAAAGUUGAGGGUGGAGGCCUGAAGUGAUCAAUGGAUGGAUAUUAAGCUUUCUUUUUUUUUUUUGUAGCCGUCUAGGACGUAAGCAUUAAGCUUGGAAAGCGAGGGAAUUUGAAGCGACCAUUUUGAUCGCUGUUCUGAAAACCCGACUCCUCUUACCCUUUCACCCAGAGCUAUGAAAACACGCAUAAUGAACUCGUUAGUCAUACAUCAAUGUCAUGGCUGAGAUGGUCACUGAGGUGGGCUAUAGGUUACAUUGCGAGCGCUUGUAUGAAAGAUGUGUAGCCUCCAUGUCCUCGGCACUUCGAGUCGUUUCGUGGAUCGAGCACCUCUAGAAUAAGCUUGUUCGUGUGUUGAGUUUUUUUUUUUUUUCUCCGCCGUCACAUUUCCCCUGCACCUCCUCUUGCUUUCGCGGGAAAGAUGGGCUGCUUGGGCAACAGCAAGACCGAGGAUCAGAGGAACGAAGAGAAGGCGCAACGGGAAGCAAACAAGAAAAUCGAGAAACAGCUUCAGAAAGACAAACAGAUCUACAGGGCCACGCACAGACUGCUGCUUUUAGGUGCAGGAGAGUCUGGGAAGAGCACUAUUGUCAAGCAGAUGCGGAUUUUGCAUGUUAAUGGCUUCAACGCUGAAGAGAAGAAGCAGAAGAUUCAAGACAUUAAGAACAACAUAAAAGAAGCCAUAGAGACCAUAGUUGCUGCUAUGAGUACUCUUGCUCCACCCGUCCAGGUCGCCUGUCCAGAAAACCAACGGCGAAUUGAAUACAUCACCAACUUACCCAAUCAGAAGAACUUUGAGUUCACAUCUGCGUUUGGUCUGAAUGGAAGACCUUCACAGUAUGAACACAAGGAGUUUUAUGAGAAUGCAAAAAAACUAUGGCAAGAUGAUGGAGUGAAGGCCUGUUACGAGCGUUCCAAUGAGUAUCAGCUGAUCGACUGUGCUCAGUACUUUUUAGACAAAAUAGACAUUGUGCAGCAGAGUGACUACACACCUUCUGACCAGGACCUGCUCAGAUGCAGAGUGCUGACCUCCGGUAUUUUUGAGACAAGAUUCCAGGUGGACAAAGUAAACUUCCACAUGUUUGAUGUGGGUGGGCAGAGAGACGAGCGUCGGAAGUGGAUCCAGUGUUUCAAUGAUGUAACUGCCAUCAUCUUUGUAGUGGCCAGCAGUAGCUAUAACAUGGUCAUCCGAGAAGACAAUCAAACCAACCGCCUCCAAGAAGCACUUAAUCUCUUCAAAAACAUCUGGAACAACAGAUGGUUGCGGACGAUCUCUGUAAUUCUCUUCCUGAAUAAGCAGGACCUCUUAGCUGAAAAGGUCUUGGCAGGAAAGUCAAAAAUCGAAGAAUAUUUUCCCGAGUUUGCUCGCUACACCACACCAGAUGAUGCAAGCCCCGAGCCAGGAGAGGAUCCGCGAGUCACGAGGGCGAAAUAUUUCAUCCGGGACGAAUUCCUGAGGAUCAGCACAGCAAGCGGCGACGGCCGCCACUACUGUUACCCACACUUUACGUGCGCAGUGGACACGGAGAACAUUCGCCGCGUCUUCAAUGACUGCCGAGACAUCAUCCAGAGAAUGCAUCUCCGCCAGUACGAGCUCUUGUGAUCGGAUGAGCUCUGGAGGCAGACUUUUAAAAAGAGACGGACUUUUGAAAAUCUUGUGUUUUGGCGGAGUUUGAGAGUGAUGGAUCGUCUAAGAGCUGUGGGCUAUGGGCCCCUUACACCACACACACAGACACACACAGACACACACACACUUUUAUCAUGCUGUUGAGGACCAAAUAUCAUGCAGUAUCCAUUUGAAGCAGCAGCCCCAUUUCAAGGCAGUUAACUGCACGCACACACACACACACACACACACACACACACACACACACACACACACACACACUGACUGAGACGUAAUUAAAAGUUUAUUUAAAAGUCAAGUCAUAUGAUCAUUUGCAUAAGUAGAUGACACACAGACGUAUCUAAAAUUGCUCUACCUGACAAAAUUGUACUCCUACAAACACAUAGCUUACAGUCUCUAGUUUUGCUUCUUGUGUCCGCUCACCCACACAUCAGAGUGUGUGCCACAACACACACACACACAAGACAUGCGCGUGCACACACACACACACACACACACACACCCCGCUGACCCCGGCAGUACCUGACAGUCUUGAGCCGAUUUGUGAUGGCCCCACUGCUGGACCUGAAUCACAGGACUGUGCUUGACUGUUUUUGAGUUUUCAGUUGGCUGGAUCAGCUUUAUUUGCCAUCCCUUGACCUCUCUUAUGGAGAGAAGGAUGAUUUCUCACCAAAUGCUAGAAGAGCAGGACAGGCUGCAGUGAACAAGACGGACACUUGAGACACAGCCGUGUCGCGUGACUUGCUAGCUGCUUUUGGAACGAUAAACUUGAACGAUCGCAACUCUCCACUCCGCAUCCCCACUCCCUUCUUUGAUCUACUAAUUUAAUGCAAAUAAUUUGAUUGAGAGCACUCUUGCUUUUGGGGGGGAAAAACACACACACACACACACAUACACACCAGGUAAAGAUGACUUUUGCCAAUGGAAUACUGCUCCCUUCUACCGUAUUUCCUAUUGGUCACUCUUGCCAUCUUCCCAGUCCUCCUUUUCCUGUUCUCCUGCUCUCUCUUCCCUUCCAACCCUCUAUUUUAUUGCUGGACUAUUACUCUUGUACAGACUGCAAAAUGUAUUAUUUUGUACUUUACUGAAAAAAAAAGACUUGUAGAAGUUCCUGUGCCUUGAUCACAACACUGCGUGUAAAAAGAAAAAAAAAAAGAGCUAAAGGCGUAAGGUAUGUCUGCGCUGUAUUGCUUAGCCUCUUAGCCACCCUUCCAACCGAUCAGUUGAGCCUCUUUGUUGCUCUUUCUCUCUCUCUUUCCCUCAUGCCUCUGCUUCCCCCAUGUUGUGUUAUUCCAGAUUGCUUUACAUCCACAUGCCCCUCCCCCCUCCCCUUGCUUUCUGAAGAGAGAAAUAAUAAUUAGAACAAGUAUGGAUGUAAAAACAAACAGCUUCUUGGUUUUAAUUGAAUCAAGGAAAUUUGACAUCACCAAUUGUGUGCACUUAAAGUUAUGUGCAUUACUGCAAUUGCAGUCCUGUUGCCAGGGGGCUGGAAAAUGACCUUACUGUUUUAUUUCAGUUUUAGCUUUAAGGUUAAAGGUGGUGGGGGAGGGAGGUGGCUAUCCAAAUGCAAAACCUGGCUUGUUUCUACAUUAUUCCAUUUUUCCUAACUAAAGAAGAAGCCUAAAA